AUGGUGGUGGCGUACAACUACGACGAAGGGGUGGCCACCGUGUGGAACUCUGUUAAAAUGGUGGCGGCGAUCGGCGCCGGAGAACGGGCCGACCGCCAUGUCCGCCCUACAGCGCCAAGCCGCAGCACCGACGCCCAGCUCAUCUCCGGCCAUCCAAAUGGCAACGUUGCUCCACUCGCCGCCGUCCGAUCCUUACCUGGUCUCAUAGAUGAAAGACGCAGCCGUCAGCAUCACCGGCGGCCACCCGCUGCUUCUCCCUUCUCGGCAAGGCCCGGUCAACGUGGAGCUGCGAUUAUGGAUUGA
Striga asiatica is the source of this 303-nucleotide messenger RNA. The record is from the annotation of a GenBank genome assembly. NCBI's taxonomy places the organism in Eukaryota, Viridiplantae, Streptophyta, Magnoliopsida, Lamiales, Orobanchaceae.